Humulus lupulus (European hop) is the source of this 2916-nucleotide messenger RNA. RefSeq lists its product as uncharacterized. Lineage: Eukaryota; Viridiplantae; Streptophyta; Magnoliopsida; Rosales; Cannabaceae. The coding region runs from base 1 to 2916 and encodes 971 amino acids. The record is from RefSeq and is a predicted model, not a curated record. The transcript is spliced from 5 exons.
AUGGCGUCGGAAUAUAAGGAUUCCUCUGGUAGAAUUAGGUGUCCGUGUGUUAGAUGCAUAAACAAUAGGCUUGAAACUUUACCUAUGGUGAAAGCACACGUAUUCGAUUGGGGUUUUCAUCAAGGUUACGAGAAGUGGAUAUAUCACGGUGAAGCAGAAGCAGAUGUUGCCAAUGUGGUGGACGCCAACGAUGAUGAUGUUGAUGAGAUGAUUCCGAUGGUCGAAGACUUCCUUCUACCUACAACCGAAGAAGUUGAAAAUAAUCCUGCGGCAGGACAAUUUUAUGACGAUCUGUUUGACGAGAUAGAGGCUGAGUUAUAUCCUGGUUGUAAUUGGAUAUCUUCUCUUAACUUUUUAGCAAAAUUAUUGCAUUUGAAAGUUAGAGGCAAGAUUCCGAAUAAAAUCUUCGAUGAAUUACUGAAAUUACUAAAGCUUGCAUUUCCGAAGGGAAAUAAAAUUCCAUCAACCUACUACGAGGCUAAAAAAAGAUUACAGAAAUUAGGGUUAGGGUACGAGUCAAUUCAUGUAUGUGAACAUGACUGUUGUUUGUUUUACAAAGAGCAUUCAACUAAAGAGACUUGUCCAAUUUGCGGAAGUAGUAGAUGGAUUUCUCCUGAAAAAACGGAUGGAAAAAAGGUACCACAUAAGGUGAUGCGUUACUUUCCAUUGACUCCUCGAUUAAAAAGACUGUACAGUUCAAGACUUACAGCGAAACAAAUGUUAUGGCACUAUACUGGGAAAUCAAAAGACGAUGGGAUAAUGAGACACCCAGUGGAUGGGUUAGCGUGGAAGGAUUUCGAUGCCAAACAUCCUGAUUUUGCUAGUGAACCUCGGAAUGUUCGUUUAGGUUUAGCUGCAGAUGGUUUCAAUCCGUUUGGCAACAUGAGUCAAGCAUAUAGUAUGUGGCCUGUGGUGUUGGCUAACUACAAUCUUCCACCUUGGAUGUGUAUGAAAGAUAAUAAUUUCAUAUUAUCCAUUCUUAUUCCUGGACCAAAAUCACCGGGAAAGGACAUGGAUAUAUUCUUGAGACCAUUGGUGGAUGAGUUAAAGGAGUUGUGGGUUAAUGGUGUCGAUACAAGAGAUAGUAUAACCAACACUAUGUUCAAAAGAUUCCUUCCAAGUAACCAUCGAAUGAGAAGAGACACUCAGUUUGACGGACAAAUCGAGAGAAGACGUCCACCAAGACGUUUUACUUGUGAGGAAAUAUUAGAACAAGUAAACAAACUUGUACCACAAGUUCCUGGAAAACACGAGAUGUUUGGAGGUGUCAAACGUAGGCGUAUUGCAGAAGAUCAAAAUUGGAGGAAGAAAAGCAUAUUUUAUGAGCUUGAUUAUUGGUCUUCGAACACUUUAAAACACAACAUUGAUGUCAUGCAUGUGGAGAAGAAUGUGUGUGAUAGUUUGUUAGGCACAAUCUUGGAUAAUGAUAAAUCCAAGGACACCACUAAUGCAAGACAUGAUUUGAAAAAGUUUGGAGUAAGGGAAUCGUUGUGGAUAUAUGAAGAUGACAGCGGAAAGUUAAUGAAGCCUCAUGCCCCUUAUGUUCUCACAUCUGAUCAAAGAAUGCAGUUUUGUAAAUUUAUUCGAGAUGUGAAAUUUCCAGAUAAUUUUUGUUCCAAUUUAAAGAAGAAAGUAAAUGCUGAUUUAACAAAUAUCAGCGGUUUAAAGUCCCACGACAGUCAUGUAAUAAUGCAACGAUUACUAUCAGUGGGUGUUCGCAAGUUUCUUUCAAAGAGUAUAUCGACUACCAUUUCUGAGUUAUGUAACUUUUUCAGGAAAAUUUGUGCAAGAACUAUAAAGGUUAGCGAUAUGGAAGAAGCACAAAAAGAUCUUAUUCUAAUAUUAUGUAAAAUGGAACUCAUAUUUCCUCCAGCCUUUUUUGAUAUAAUGGUGCAUUUGAUUUUACAUUUGCCUGAAGAAGCGAUUCUGGGUGUUGAAACAAGAUUUAAUCGUCUUGAUCGCAAUGAAGACAAGGUGACACCAAGAAAUCUUUUUGUAUUUCAAUCGCAAUGUCGACCUAUAACAAAAGAAACUCUAAAGCCUCUUGAUCGUGCGACUCGUGAACAAGCAGAGUGUGAACACCUAGAAGAAAUCAAACAGAAAUAUCAGGAUGGAGAUCAUAACAUUUUACAUAAGAAAUAUUUUCAGCGAUGGUUUCACAAGAAGAUAUACGACUUACAAAAGCUUAGAUCGUUAGAUAAUGGUGACGAGUUGCUAGCUUUAGCAUCUGGAUCAGAUCAUUUAGGAGCUUAUUACGAAGGUUGUAUAGUGAAUGGUGUUCGAUUUAUGUCAACCAAACGAGAUUUAAAGAGGAGCACUCAAAACAGUGGAGUAUUUGUUGCUGGAACAGAAGAUUUUAACUAUUAUGGAAUACUUGAAGACGUAUUAAAGUUAACAUUUACUGGCACAUAUUCUGUGACAUUGUUCAAGUGUAAGUGGUUUAAUACAGAUCCAAGAAGGAAAAAAAUAAUUAUAGAGAAUAAUAUUACUAGUAUAAACACUAGUGGGGAAUGGUACAAGGAUGACCCAUAUAUACUUGCAAAUCAAGCGAAGCAAGUAUUUUAUCUCGAUGAUUUACUUAGAGGAAAUCAGUGGAAAGUGGUUGAGGGGGUAAACCAUCGACAAAUUUGGGACGUCGAGAACUGUGAAGCUAAUUCAGACAUUGAUGUGGUACAUGAUAUUAGCUCAUCAAAUUUUGUGUUGACUGUGGAUCUCGGCGAGUUGGUUAUGCUACCUACUCAAAAUUCGAUUGACAUUAGUACAAUACAAAAUUUAAAUGUUAGUCAAGAGGAUCACGAGUUAGGCGAUGAAGAAGCAAAUGAAGAAUUAGAUGAAGAAGAUGAUUUACUAAUUGAUUUUUGUGAAGAUGAUGUUAAUGCUAAUUUAGUUAAUGAUGGAAGUGAUAGUGAUUAUUAG